This is a messenger RNA of Adineta ricciae, 441 nucleotides long. The record is from the annotation of a GenBank genome assembly. NCBI's taxonomy places the organism in Eukaryota, Metazoa, Rotifera, Eurotatoria, Adinetida, Adinetidae.
AUGACCGCGGCACUUGCGCUUUUGGUCAUUUUAUUCUUCAUCAUUUUUUAUCAUCUAACUGCGAUUCCCGAAACGAAUUUAUGGGGUGGUGACCGUCAAUUUCUACCGAUAUUGUACUCUAUAGGAGCAUUACUGGGCCAACUGCUAAUAGCACUUAUCUAUGGCGCCCCAUAUAGCGCUGUCGUUAUCAGUGGCAUGGGAUCAUUGGUUUCUGUCAUUCUGUGCUUCGCCAAACUUCCUGGACUCUACGACUGGAUUGAAAAAUCGAUUGGCUUCAUCAGCAUCUACUACGUCGGGAUUCGAAUGUCACGGAGAACUUCAAUUCAACAAAGAUCGAUUCCAUCGGAUUUUUAUCGGAAUCCGAUAGGAUUCCUGGUGACGGAAUUGCUUCGGAUUCCGAUGGUUACGGCUCCCGUGUCGGAUUUGUUGACCUGGGAUUAA